UACCACAUGAUUUUUAUCUCGCGUUUGAAGUUCUUGAGCCUUCAACCGGGAAAAGUGAGGUUCAGGGUAAAGCCAAAAAUGAAAACGAUUCUAGAAAGUUGUUAAUCGCGAUUUAAAGUAAGGGUUUGUUCGUUUCGAACGAAAAUAUCAGAUAGCAGAAUGGCACCCACACUAAGAUACAUGCAAAAGCUGUCAGGUCAUUUAAUCAGCUCCAAGCAUUUAGGGCUAUUUCAACAGAGGUUCUUUGAUAGCUCGUGGAAACAGUAUUCAGGCAGUGUUCAGCCUCAAUAUCAACCGGACACGUGUAAUAUGGGAAAUACAAUUGUUGAUAACAGAGAAGUAAUCAAUGAUGUUGUCAGUAGAACGAAGGUUGAAAGAUUAGUUCUACCUGAUUCUAUUAUGUGUUCAGCUGGUCUUCCUGAAGAAAAUGUGGUACCAAACAAGCAACCUGCCUCACCUGAUGGCAGGCCUUCGCCUGACAAGCUUUUCCAUGUGUACACAAUAUUAGGGAAUACAUUACCAAAGUUGUUUAUCCAACCAAUGGACUAUUCCAUCUAUCACGAUAAUAUCGUAUUUGAAGACAAUAUUAGAAAGGUCAGAACAGAGGGAUUAUUAAAUUAUGUCAAGCAGGUUGCUCUGUUACGAACAAUCGGACAUAUCAGGUUUGCUUAUGUAAGGUUCGAGGUUUUAAAGAUAACUCAACAUCCAGAAGAUGGCACAAUCCGGAUAAGAUGGAGAAUAAGAGGAAUAUCAGCAUGGAGAGUAAUGCUCAUGUUCUGGAAAAUUAAAUUAUGGGAAUGGAAGGAAACACUUGAAAAAAGUGAUAAUUGGUAUGAUGGAUAUUCUACUUUUAUAGUAAAUGCAGACGGCAAAAUCAUUAAACACAUAGCCGAUAAAAUGAUGCCGGAUUCUGACUCAGUAGUAUCAGAAAAUUCCAAUUUAAAUGCCGCAAAGCUAGCAUUAAUGAUAACCGUUGUUCCCAGGGUUUCAGAUAUAGCCCUGUUUAUGUGAAGUGACGAAUAUUAGUAUAGAAUAUUAUUUAUUUUCGAAAUAGCUGCAAAGGUCUUGGAAGCAUUUUUCAAACAUAUUAAUUUCUAGUUUAAAUCGUCAAUAAUUGCUACGCGUUAAAUGUUAAUGUUAUGUCUGUUAUCAGUAAAAAUGCGCUUUGUAUAUUAUACUAUUAAUGUUGUUUCGAAGUAACUUAUGAAAUCUUGUAGCUGAAUAAACAGAAACAAAGUAAAAACAAA
Dendroctonus ponderosae (mountain pine beetle) is the source of this 1247-nucleotide messenger RNA. RefSeq lists its product as uncharacterized. The record is from RefSeq and is a predicted model, not a curated record. The transcript has a single exon. Bases 160 to 1011 code for a protein of 283 amino acids. NCBI's taxonomy places the organism in Eukaryota, Metazoa, Arthropoda, Insecta, Coleoptera, Curculionidae.